Messenger RNA from Olea europaea var. sylvestris, 738 nucleotides. RefSeq lists its product as uncharacterized. Gene Ontology annotation, biological process: mitochondrial respiratory chain complex IV assembly. NCBI's taxonomy places the organism in Eukaryota, Viridiplantae, Streptophyta, Magnoliopsida, Lamiales, Oleaceae. The coding region runs from base 218 to 520 and encodes 100 amino acids. The transcript is spliced from 3 exons. Gene Ontology annotation, cellular component: mitochondrial inner membrane. The record is from RefSeq and is a predicted model, not a curated record.
UCCCUGCAACCUGGUUUGAAGGUUCAACCUGGAACCGCCCGCCCAUAGUUUUCACUUUUCAGGGGGUGCAAAGUCCGCUUUCUCUUCCCCUUUCUUCGCCUCAUUUCCACCUAUAAAAUCAAUCCGAUUUUGUGCUGUGUUGUAUUCUCUCUCUCAAAUCUUUUCAUCAACAAACCACAUCAUUACAAUCUCCGUUUCCGCGUUUCAGCCGAACCGGAUGGCGGAAUCUACCAUCACCAACUCAAAAUUUGAAUCAAUCAGAGAAUGGGUCGUUCAACACAAGCUCCGUACCGUUGGGAGUCUAUGGGCGAGCGGUGUAAUUGGAUCCUUGGCUUACAAUUGGUCUCAGCCUGGCAAGACAAGUGUCAAGAUAAUUCACGCUAGGUUGCACGCACAAGCUCUAACGCUGGCUGCACUGGGUGGAGCUGCAGUUGUUGAGUACUUUGACCGCAAAGCUGGAAAAAAUGCCGAUCCACAUGCCAAGUUCCUCUCGUUGAAUACCUACUCACAAAAGGAUUAGACAGACUACAUUAUGGAGGCUAGAAAUGUCUCUUGCAAAAGUCCCAUGUUUAUACCUCUCCUAGGUCGAAAAAUACAAUUUUGUAUUUGUAACACGUGACAAUUUUUUAUGUUAGGAUUAUUUCAUUUCCAUUUGAAAUAAUUCUUACAGGUGGCAUGUCCUGUACCACGGUUUCAUUUUAUUAUUAAAUGGUCGUAAGUGAAUGGUUUUUUUUUUUU